Molecule: messenger RNA, 1254 nt
Organism: Triticum aestivum (bread wheat)
Lineage: Eukaryota; Viridiplantae; Streptophyta; Magnoliopsida; Poales; Poaceae
Product: oligoribonuclease
Exons: 8
Coding region: 262-1128 (288 amino acids)
Cellular component (GO): mitochondrion
Molecular function (GO): 3'-5'-RNA exonuclease activity; nucleic acid binding
Source: RefSeq, a predicted model, not a curated record
GGGAAUCAUCGUCCUUUUGCCCUUCCGUGCGCCGCUUGCAUCUCGUUGUGUAGAAAAAAAAUUAGGUCUUAUAAUCAAUUCUUCCUCCAACCCCGGCGGCGGCCACUGCGGUGGCGGCAGCGCCGGGGCCCAUAGAUCCGAAGCAACCGCCGCGGUACGUGUAGACCACCUCCCAAGCCAGUCAGGGGUUUGCUAAGAAGCGAACCAUCCUUGAAGCUUUAGUCGCUCUAUCCAUACUAGUUGUCGGCUGUCGAACCUGGCAUGUUCUUUCCCCAAUUCCACCAAAAAAAUUCUGUUUGGUUGAUCAGCACUGGAACGCCGCAGGUUUUACGCGGGGUUAUCUUGAAUCUGGGGAAGAUUUGGGAGAGGAUGUCUAAUCUUGCCAACAUGUUUGCUGUCCUUGACCUGGAUGGCGAGGACGAUCGAAAGGAAGUGGAACAACCGACAUCCAGCAAGCCAGAAGCCGCCGCCGCCGCCGCCGCCGCCGCCGCCAGGAAACUCGAUAGUGGCAUGACGAAUAACAAAAUGAUUGUAAAUUAUGAUGGGGAUAAACUUGGUUCAUCGUCAAGUGAAUACAAGAUGCCAUUGGUGUGGAUUGACUUGGAAAUGACCGGUUUGGAUAUCAGAAAAGACCGCAUACUGGAGAUUGCUUGUAUUAUAACAGAUGGUAAACUUACCAAACGGAUAGAGGGUCCUGAUUUGGUUAUAAGACAGAGCAAGGAAUGCUUAGACAACAUGAAUGAUUGGUGUAAAACCCAUCAUGGUGCCAGUGGACUGACAGAACAAGUACUGCAGAGUGACAUUUCUGAGUGUGAUGCUGAGAAACAGGUGCUAGACUUUGUUAGGAGGUAUAUUGGUUCGGCGACUCCAUUGAUUGCUGGGAAUUCUAUCUAUACAGAUUUACUAUUUUUGAAGGAGUACAUGCCACAGCUUGCAGGCAUAUUCCCUCAUGUGAUAGUUGAUGUGAGCAGCAUAACGGCUCUGUGCAUCCGCUGGUUCCCAAAGGAAAGGAAGCAAGCUCCAAGAAAGGAGAAAAACCACAGGGCACUGGACGACAUCAGAGAGAGCAUCAUGGAGCUGCAGUACUACAAGGAGAACAUCUUCAAAUCGCGGCAAUCUAAGCAUUAGCCUGUUGGGAUUCAUUAGCUCUCUUGAUUAUUGGGAUGAAAACGUUCCCUGGUGUAUGAUCCUUCCAUAGAUUUGAUGAUGCUUAAAUGGCCACGUGCCUUUGGGGUAACGCCAAGAUUGUAGUCA